GGUCACCCCCCUGACCCCCAGGUCUCUCAGCAGCUGCAGGCAGAAGAGAAACGGGAGCCGCUGAAAAGCAAGAACAAAGGCCCUGGCGGGGACAAGGGGGCCAGGAAGAAGAAGCCGCAGGGCAGCCGGGUCCGAGAGGCGGCGCCAGAGAAAGCAGCAGCUGUUUGCCCCAGGGUCCCGGUGACCCCCGUCCUGCAGAGAGGGGGGCCGCCCGGGGGGGCCCAGGCGCUGCUCUGCGUGCCCGAGGCGCUGGCCGAGGAGCUGAGCCAGGCGCUGGUCAGUCUGGGUAUGGCCCUGGAGCAGGACUAUGCCUGGGACAUCUUCACCAGCAUGAUGAGAAAACAAUCCAGCUACGUCUUCCGGAGCUGGGAGGUGCCGCGCGCCCUGACGGCCGAGAUGCGGGCGCUGAUCGUCGACUGGCUCGUACAGGUGCACGAGUACCUGGGCCUGGCGGACGAGACGCUGUACCUGGCCGUGUACUUGAUGAACGCCUACAUGAAGGUGGCGCGAGUGAGGGUCCCGGCCCUGCAGCUGCUGGGCGUCACCUGCCUCUUCCUGGCCUGCAAAGUGGAGGAGUGCACCGUCCCCGAGCCGGCCGAGCUGUGUUUCAUGACCGAGGACUCGUUCAGCCGCCGGGAGCUGCUGCACAUGGAGCGCAAGGUGCUGUCCCGCCUCAACUUCCAGCUGCACUACACCAGCCCCCUGCACCUGCUGCGGCUGCUGGGCGCCCUGGGCCGCUGGGCCCCGGAGGUCCAUCACCUGGCCAUGUACUUCCUGGAGCUGUGUCUGAUGGAGGCAGACUGUGCGGCGUUCGAGCCGGCCCAGCUGGCCGCGGCUGCCCUGGGCCUGGCGCAGCGGGUGCAGCAGGAGGCGGGUGCCGGGGGCUCGGGCGCCAGACCGGAGGGCUCCACGCAGCUCUGCCUGUACAGCGAAGAGGCGCUAGGUGCUGUACAUCGCCCCAUGGCCAGGGCUGCGCUCCGGGCCAGCGGCUCCACCCUCCAGGCUGUUUUCCUGAAAUACUCACGGCCCCAGAAGCUGGGGGCCAGCACCAGUCCGGCCAUCGCCAGCUCUGACUACCUCGCCCACUGCCGGAGCCCGGCGCCCUGAGCCCGGCAGGAACGGGCCUGGGCAUCUCCACGGCAGCCCUGCUCGGGGGGGCGCUGUGUGUCCCCCCCACCUGUGAGUGGCGAUUGCCCCCUCCCUAGGGAAGGGAACCGGGCAGGCCAGGGGCCGUCGCACAGCUGGGGAGCAGAUCGAUAGGGAUGGGGAAAGGGGGGCGCAGAGGGAUGGGGAUUUUCUCUAAGCCUGUUGCUGCCCCUGGGUGCAGAGGGCUGGGCCAUGGGCCUGCGGCAUCCCUGAAGGGCUGGGAUUGGGGGUGGGGGAGACUCUCGGCCCCCCCCGCACAGGCCUUAAAAAAAAAAAA
Gopherus flavomarginatus (Mexican gopher tortoise) is the source of this 1423-nucleotide messenger RNA. It is a transcript of the gene CCNP, whose product is annotated as cyclin P. Gene Ontology annotation, molecular function: cyclin-dependent protein serine/threonine kinase regulator activity. Gene Ontology annotation, cellular component: cyclin-dependent protein kinase holoenzyme complex; cytoplasm; nucleus. NCBI's taxonomy places the organism in Eukaryota, Metazoa, Chordata, Testudines, Testudinidae. The transcript has 8 exons. The annotation marks the transcript as partial. The record is from RefSeq and is a predicted model, not a curated record. Gene Ontology annotation, biological process: mitotic cell cycle phase transition; regulation of cyclin-dependent protein serine/threonine kinase activity.